UGAUGACACGUUGCCGAUGCUCAUCUUGCAGCGCCGCACGAUCUAUUGAGGCACUGGGAAGUAGCUGCAUCUUUGUCUAGUCAUGUCGCGGGGAUCGAGCGCGGGUUUUGAUCGGCACAUCACCAUCUUUUCUCCUGAAGGAAGACUAUAUCAAGUUGAAUAUGCUUUUAAAGCCAUCAACCAAGGAGGCCUCACAUCAGUGGCAGUUCGGGGGAAAGAUUGUGCCAUUGUUGUUACACAAAAGAAAGUCCCUAUGCAGGAUAAGUUGCUGGACUGCAACACGGUGACACAUUUAUUCCAGAUAACUGAGAACAUUGGCUGUGUGAUGACAGGAAUGACAGCGGACAGUAGGUCUCAGGUGCAGAGGGCACGAUAUGAGGCUGCCAACUGGAAGUACAAGUAUGGUUAUGAGAUUCCAGUCGAUAUGCUUUGUAAACGGAUUGCUGACAUCUCUCAGGUGUACACACAAAAUGCAGAAAUGAGGCCACUAGGCUGCUGUAUGAUUCUAAUUGGAAUGGAUGAAGAAAAUGGGCCUCAGGUUUAUAAGUGUGAUCCUGCUGGAUAUUAUUGUGGCUUUAAAGCUACCACAGCUGGUGUAAAACAGACUGAAGCUACCAGCUUUCUAGAAAAGAAAGUCAAGAAGAAAUUUGAUUGGACAUUUGAACAGAGCAUUGAGACUGCCAUCUCUUGUCUCUCCACUGUUCUGUCUAUUGAUUUCAAACCUUCUGAGCUUGAGGUUGGAGUAGUGACCGUGCAGGAUCCAAAAUUCAGAAUUCUCACAGAAGCAGAGAUUGAUGUUCACCUGGUAGCAUUAGCGGAGCGUGACUAGCAUAUCUCCAGAUUUGACAAGUGACCACAAACCUUUUGCCUGUUCUUCUGUGUAUCAUUUAAAUAAAGAGAUUUUUUUGAA
Molecule: messenger RNA, 910 nt
Organism: Hyla sarda
Lineage: Eukaryota; Metazoa; Chordata; Amphibia; Anura; Hylidae
Gene: PSMA6
Product: proteasome 20S subunit alpha 6
Exons: 7
Coding region: 83-829 (248 amino acids)
Biological process (GO): ubiquitin-dependent protein catabolic process
Cellular component (GO): proteasome core complex, alpha-subunit complex; cytosol; nucleus
Source: RefSeq, a predicted model, not a curated record